UUCAACAAUCAUUAUCGCUCAGUAAAAUUUUGCACUUAGUGGAGUACACAGUUAUUUUUAUUUAUUAAAUAAAUUUCACAAUGUCGGAAAUUCAAGAAUUUUUUGAAGGCCAACAUUUCUUCAUUACAGGUGGAACAGGAUUUAUUGGCAAAGUUUUAGUGGAAAAACUUUUACGUUCUUUACCAAAAAUUGGAAAAGUUUAUCUCUUAAUGAGACCGAAAAAGGGUAAAGAUAUUCAUGAAAGAUUUAAUAAAUAUUUUAACAUUAAAUUGUUUGAUUCUUUGAAAGAGAAAGAUUCUUCUGCAAUAGGGAAAGUUAUUCCAUUAAGUGGAGACGUAACGAAGCCUAAUUUAGGAUUAUCAAAUGCAGAUCGUACAAAAUUAAUAAAUGAGGGGUCGAACUUGGGACCACUUUUGUUUGUCAUUUACAUGAAUGAUAUUAGGAAGAAUACAUUCAUGUAUUGCUACAAUAUUGGUCGGAAAGAACUUGUAAGAGUGACUAAAUUGAGUGAUUUGGGAGUACUUUUGUGUAAUAAUCUCAGUUUUGAUGAGCACAUAUCUGCAAUCAUUUCUAGGGCUUUAAAAUGUUUGGGGUUUGUUAUGAGAAAUGCAUCAAUUUUUCAUACUGAAAAUGUGCUUAAAGUUCUCUAUUUCUCUCUUGUGAGACCAAUAUUAGAGUAUGCUUCUAUAAUUUGGGUACCAUUUUAUACAAUCUACAGAGUAAGAAUAGAACGUGUUCAGAGUAGAUUUUUUCAAUUUAUAGCAUGUCAACUUCGUAUACCUUUUGACAGAUACAGCCAUGAUUAUAGUAGCUUACGUAUUCUUUUGCAGAUACCUUUGAUAACAUCCAGAUUUCUAUUUAAUGACAUGACCUUUUUAUACAAAAUUUUAAAUGGUAAAAUUGAUUGCACAUUAUUAUUGUCAUUGAUUAAAUUGUCAGUUCCCAUUCGAGGAACCAGAAAUUUUACGUUAUUUUUUAAAUCUUUUCACAGAACUAAUUACGGAUGUCAUUCGAUAUUUAAUAGACUUAGUAGAGAGGCUAAUGAACUUCCUAAUUGCAUCGACUUUUUUGAUAACAAUUUUACUAGAUUCACCACAUUAUUACGUAAAAAUAUACUAAAAUCAUUGUAGUAAGGUCGGCUUAGUUAAUAUAAAUUAGAUAAGUUACUUGUAUGUUACAAGAUUAUGUAACUUUUA
Molecule: messenger RNA, 1196 nt
Organism: Leptopilina heterotoma
Lineage: Eukaryota; Metazoa; Arthropoda; Insecta; Hymenoptera; Figitidae
Product: fatty acyl-CoA reductase 1-like
Exons: 5
Coding region: 81-1130 (349 amino acids)
Biological process (GO): long-chain fatty-acyl-CoA metabolic process
Cellular component (GO): peroxisome
Molecular function (GO): alcohol-forming very long-chain fatty acyl-CoA reductase (NADP+) activity
Source: RefSeq, a predicted model, not a curated record